AAAACGAAAAUUCCUAUGGGAGCCUGCCGUGACAUUUCCUAAAUAAACAUGGCGGCUUCCAAUGUCCGUGGUGUUUCUCGAGUUUUAGAAAAGCUAGAAAAUUCCGUCAAAAAUGGAAACUAUUACGAGGCCCAUCAGAUGUACAGGACUUUAUAUUUUAGGUACUUGGCCCAGAAUAAAUAUAAAGAAGCUCUAGACAUGCUCUACAACGGUUCCCUUUUAUUCCUAGAACACGAUCAGCUAAUCAGCGGUGCAGAUUUAGCAAUACUAUUAGUGGAUGUUCUAGUCAAGUCUGAGGAGAAAGAUUAUGACGGAUGGACUCCAAAGUUGUGCAAAAUCUUUUCAAAUAUUAGUACUACAACUCCUGAACGGGAGACGUUUCUAGCACAGGCUUUAAGGUGGUCUUCUAAUCAUAGAAGUUUUGGACACCCUUUCCUACACCAAUGCAUAGCGCAAGUUUAUUGGAACGAGAAAAAUUAUUUCCAAGCUCGCCACCAUUACAUCUAUUCUAAAGAUGGCCAAGGCUGUGCGAAAUUAUUAAUUGAGUUUCAAAGUACACAGGGCUUUCAGUGUGAAGCAGAUUUGUUUAUUGCACAAGCAGUGUUCCAGUAUUUAUGCCUAAGUAAUAAAAUCACAGCUUAUCAGACUUUCACAAGCUAUACUGAACAGCAUCCUCGGAUAAAACGAUCAGGGCCCCCAUAUCUACUGCCUCUACUCAAUUUCAUCUUCUUUUUAUUACAGGCCAUUGAAAGUCGAAAACUACCCACUUUUGUAGUACUAUGUGAACAAUAUGAGCCGUCCAUAAAGAGGGAUCCUUGUUACGUGGGGUAUUUGGACAAAAUAGGUCAAAUAUUCUUCGGUCUCAAGCCUCCGCAACAAAAACAGGGCGGCCUCUUUGGGAAUUUUUUCGAAUCGUUUUUGAGGGGUUUGGACGAUAGUGACGAUGAGGCACCUCAAGCCUCCACGUCAAAACCUCCAGAAAUGUUGCACACUGAACUAGACUAGUAAUGGGUUUUAAAUUGUUUUUCUGGGGAUUUUUUAUAUGAUGAAUCACGUGUUGUAAUUAUUCAGUAAGUUAUUUAAAUUAUAUUGUAGAUUAUCGGAUUACAUACUUACAAUCAAAUUGUAUUGUUUAACUUUUUAAGUUUUUACAACAUUUAAAAAAUCACUUUGUAAAUGGAUAUAUUAUUAUAUGCUAUAAUUAUUAUGUAAUACAAUUAAUUGCGGAACUUUGUGAAGUAGGAUGUCUUGAAAAAACUUCAGGCUUAUUUUCCUUUCAGACUGAUGAAUUGUGUGUUUUUUUUAAGAUAUCUCUUUGUCAUUGUUAUCCAUGAUAUAUUCCUUUUUAAAUUUUAUUUAAAUGCUUGUAAAAUAAAUUUUAUCAGUUACUUUUUGA
Molecule: messenger RNA, 1396 nt
Organism: Tribolium madens (black flour beetle)
Lineage: Eukaryota; Metazoa; Arthropoda; Insecta; Coleoptera; Tenebrionidae
Product: Golgi to ER traffic protein 4 homolog
Exons: 5
Coding region: 49-1005 (318 amino acids)
Biological process (GO): protein insertion into ER membrane
Cellular component (GO): cytosol; BAT3 complex
Molecular function (GO): protein binding
Source: RefSeq, a predicted model, not a curated record